AUGACAUCGCCAUAUCCCCAAUCGAAUCUGUUCUCGCCCUCAGACGUGGCUGCAGCACCAAACAGGUCUGUUUCUGACUUGCCGCAAGCUCAGGUGGACGCCAUCAUCCGCACGAAACGCAAGGCUCGUGAGCCCAAAGCCUGUUACCCAUGCCAUGCGCGCAAAGUGAAAUGCGAUCGGAAUCUUCCUUGUGAUGGAUGUGUCAAGCGUGACCAUGCGGAUCUUUGUUCCUACGAACGCCCCUCCAAGAAGCGCUCCCAGGCGUUCCAUGAAAGCCCCAUCGGUGGCGCUUCAGCAGGGGUCUCGGCAGAGCAGCAUGCCUCAUACGGGUAUGACGAUAGCGAGGUUCAGAUUAAGCCUGAUCCUGUCCAGAAUUUUCCGACUCGAAUCAACGGUGCCCAAACAGGCGGGCGUGUGUCAAUUGCCAGGGAGGAAUGGGAUAACGUGCGCAACCGACUGCGAGAAAUGGAGUCCACCAUCUCCUCACUGCGCGUGGGCCUCGAACGUGCUGAAGAAGGUCCGUCUGUGACCGGGAGCGUGCAGAGUGGCGAUGCAAGCUCCGGUGCUAAAGGUGCAUCGCCGGAACGCGAGGGAAUACAUACCACCAAUACCCUGGGCCAAGGCACCGUCCAUCUGGGCUCGCGCUCGGUCCUGGCUUAUAUCUUGAACAAUAAGUCGGGGUCCGACCAGCUGCAAACCCUAUUGGAGGACGGAAUACUGCCCAAGCUUGGGCUUGACAACGAGUCGGCAACCUACCCGUUUGUGGAUUUGUGGUCCUCGGACAUGUCGACCUUUGACAUCAGCGCCGUCUGUAGCGCACUCCCAACUGAUCAACAAUGCAGAGAAUUUUUCUAUUACUAUAAGGAUAUUGCGGGCGCGAUUUACCCUGUCCUUGAAGAUGUCCAGCAGUUCCAAAGCACCCUUGAGCUCCUUAUGCAGAACAGAACAGCCUCAGGUGGUGUUUAUAGAGAGGACGUUGACGAAGCGCAGAGUCCUUUUGGCGUGAGCAUUGCCUACCUAGGCUUAUUAUUUGCUGUCCUCGCCUCCGGCUGCCAGUCGUCUGACCUUGGAAGCAAGGAGAGGGAAUUGACUUCACAAGUUUAUGUAUGCUGCUCUUAUCAAUGCCUUCGCAUGACCAAUUUCCUGUCUCAACCAACCAUUGAAGCAAUCCAGACACUUCUGGUCAUUGGAAAUGUUUUGUCUUACAACAUGAACCCCGGAAUUUCUUACGUCCUGCUGGGCAUGACGCUUCGCAUGGGCUUGGCUCUUGGCUUGCAUGUCGAGUCGAGCAGGUUCUCGUCACUCGAACGAUAUCGGCGUCGACAUGUGUGGUGGUCCAUGGCAUGGCAAGAUAGUCAUUUCUCUCUCUCCUACGAUCGACCUUCGACAACUGCAGUCAGCCAGCCCGACAUUGCUUAUCGCGAAGGCUCAAAACCGGGUGAUUUGUCGUACUUUGAGACUCUCUCUCGAGUGAUAUCUUUGGUCUUGGAAGUUGUUCGCACUCGGAUGUUAAGCCCACAUACCCAGAUAAGUUUUGAAAGCAUCCAGGGCUACAAGGAAAGAAUUCAGAAAAUCAUGGUUGAAGCAAAGCCGCAUUUGCGAGAUGCGCAAUGGUGUACGACUUCACCCGAGCAUUUGGAACGAGUUGUGCUGAAAUUACACUCCUCAUACUUCUCUUCCGAGCUUUGUCGACCAUCACUGAAACCGAGGGUCGAUGCCAACAACGCGGAUACUGCGAGUAUGCGACGAGACUGUAUCAGCAAUCUCAUGACGACCGUGGAGGCAUAUAUCGAAAUGUACAACAUCAGCUCCCACGCAGCCCGAUCCUGGAUUGCGCUGCAGCGAGCAAUCAGUUCCGCAUUUCUCCUUGCUGUUAUCGAGGAAGCCAAGCAAGAGCCGCAGGUCUGGAGCCUUCUACGCCAGUUGGAGUCUAUCAUAGCCCAGCGUGCCAAUAACGAACGUGCCUAUGAUACCGCUGAUGUCGCUGGUACCGCUAGCAGCAUCACCUCGCCCCAGGGCAUGCCCUCCUACGACCCCAUCAUGGGGGCAACUAAUCCACCGGGUUCUGCUCAACCCAUUCUAGAUCCCACUUCACCCGCUGCAAUCAACCCCGACAAUCAAACACAAUGGGCGAAGUCGCUGGCAAAAACGCAUCGUGCUCUGCAGAAGCUUCUCACGGCAUUCGGAAACCAGCACACCCGCAGCGCGACUGGGCGUAGCCCCGUAUUCCCUCAAUCAAAUCUCAACCCGACCGCUGCCUCGGCCUCGAUGGGCAACUUCGUUCCUCCUGUGUCAGCAAGCAUGACCCCUAGCGUGGGAUCUCUUCCACCUCCGACCCCAGAGAGCUCCGGGAGCGGUGAAUGGACCAUUCCCAAUAUCCUGGACCGCGCGUCAGAGUAUAUUCAUCCGCCGCUUUGGAGUUAG
Molecule: messenger RNA, 2424 nt
Organism: Penicillium brasilianum
Lineage: Eukaryota; Fungi; Ascomycota; Eurotiomycetes; Eurotiales; Aspergillaceae
Source: the annotation of a GenBank genome assembly